GCCAGUAGUCUUGUACUCAAUGGUUGAGGACGGUGACGUGUUUGCUCUGUCAGUACUUACUUUUCUCCUCGUUCACUGCAACUUUAUAUUCACAUUCGUAUUAUCUCUCUGAGAAUUUAUUGAAUUAAACUUAAUAUGUCGUUGCACGUUGGUGUAUUUAUUGCUCUGUGCGCGUUACUACAGUGCACCACCGCUCUCUACUUUCAUAUUGGCGAGACAGAACGAAAAUGCUUCAUUGAAGAAAUCCCAGAUGAAACUACAGUUUUAGUUAACUAUAAAGUGGAGCUGUAUGAUCCAAGAAGUGGUGGAUUUAUGCCAAGUAGUCCUGGUAUUGGCAUGCAUGUGGAAGUCAGAGAUCCUGAUGACAAAUUAAUGCUUUCCAAAGUGUAUAGUUCUGAGGGACGCAUGUCUUUUACAUCAAAUACUCCUGGAGAGCAUGUAAUUUGUCUAUAUUCAAAUAGUACUGCGUGGUUCAGUGGUUCACAGCUGAGAGUACAUUUAGAUAUACAAGUUGGUGAACAUGCAAUUGAUUAUGCCAAUGUUGCACAAAAGGAAAAACUUUCUGAACUACAGUUAAGGAUUCGUCAACUUCUUGAUCAAGUAGAACAAAUUACCAAGGAACAGAAUUAUCAGAGGUAUCGUGAAGAAAGAUUCAGACAAACAUCUGAGAGCACCAACCAACGUGUUCUGUGGUGGUCUCUGACUCAAACAGUGAUUUUAUUGGUUAUGGGUGCUUGGCAGAUGAAACAUCUCAAGAGUUUCUUUGAAGCUAAGAAAUUAGUAUGAUUGCAUAUUGAUUGUAAAAUAAGACUCUUCAUUCAAUUAAGUCUAAUUUUGUGUUAUGGAAUUUCAAGUUACAAAAAAAAACACAAAUGUGUUUUGAACGAAAUCUACUUAUAAAUUUCCACUCCAUUUGUAAUAUACGUGAACAAAAAUAUAUAUGUGAAUAUACUGCGGUGUA
Molecule: messenger RNA, 961 nt
Organism: Cephus cinctus (wheat stem sawfly)
Lineage: Eukaryota; Metazoa; Arthropoda; Insecta; Hymenoptera; Cephidae
Gene: eca
Product: transmembrane emp24 domain-containing protein eca
Exons: 4
Coding region: 136-786 (216 amino acids)
Biological process (GO): Golgi organization; intracellular protein transport; endoplasmic reticulum to Golgi vesicle-mediated transport
Cellular component (GO): endoplasmic reticulum; Golgi apparatus; endoplasmic reticulum-Golgi intermediate compartment
Source: RefSeq, a predicted model, not a curated record